AGGCUAUCGUGGCCAAGAAGCGCCUGGAGAAGAGCGGGCUCUCGCGCGAGUGGAGGUUCGUGAGGGACAAGAUCAGGUCGUACCUGAUUGGCAAGAGGCUGCCAGACGCCGUGGCGAUGAUAUCGGCGAACACCUUGAACGACUUGGGCAUGCCAUCGAACGAGUACGGAUUGAAGAUUGAGUACAAUGUGGUUGCAGACCACCCUGCGGACAACAUCAGCGUGAACACAUUCCUGGAGCCGUUCAUCAUCAGGAAGCCGCAGGACGUGGAUAAGGCCUCCAGGGACAUCUUCCAGCAGACGUUCGCGAACAUGUACGAGGAGCAGGACAAGCCCAUGGCGGCCAAAAUGACAGAGGUGAGAGACUACAUGCGGAAGAAUGACUUGGGAUCGGCUUGGGGGACCCUGGACUACACGCCGAGUUUCUGCUUCAAGCUCGACGGCGAAGAUGGCGAUGUUUCGACUGAACCACUGGGCGGGCUCCGCAUGGCCGUAUAUGGGCGCAGCACUGGGGAGUGGAAGACUGAAAAGACCACGCUGCCAUGGUCUCAGUGCCCGAUCUUCGUCCAGCAGUUCAGUGGUCUCUCGAUGGUGGUGGUCGUAGAUCCUGAGUGGGUCUCAAAAAAUCUUGAUUUCAACGGGCUGCUGGAGAACGCCGAGUCUGGGGCGCUCUACAAGCAUCGGUCGUGCUUGCUCGAGGCGGGCAGCGCUGUGUACGUGCCGAUGGGUUACGUGCCGUUCUUGAUCCCCAUCGCGGCCAGCAUCGACUGGAAGAGCAAGAAGCCCAACCUCAAGGAGUCCAAGCGCGGCGCCGAGGUGAAGCACCUGGCCAGCUACGGCAUCAGCUACUUCUUGGAGGACCGCGUCCGCGAGAAGUCGCCUGCGGGCGCUCUCGCAGCCGCGGCCGCCGCGUGGGUCGCGGCCAAGACGACGCAGCUCCCGAAGUCGUUCAAGGCCAACUCCGACAUGGACGCCUGGUUCGACGCCUGCGGCCAGGGUGCAGCUCGCGGCGACAUGGUCGACUAGGUUGGCCCCCGCUGAACAUGGGGGCGAUUCUUUUGCUUGGGAUGUGAGUACGUGUACUCGGAGUCCCGUGGGCCGCGCCGCCAGCGCGGCGAGGAUUCGCAUGGAUGUUGGAUCAUCC
Prorocentrum cordatum is the source of this 1143-nucleotide messenger RNA. Lineage: Eukaryota; Dinophyceae; Prorocentrales; Prorocentraceae. The record is from the annotation of a GenBank genome assembly.